Molecule: messenger RNA, 1522 nt
Organism: Cyphomyrmex costatus
Lineage: Eukaryota; Metazoa; Arthropoda; Insecta; Hymenoptera; Formicidae
Gene: Ctu2
Product: Cytosolic thiouridylase subunit 2
Exons: 4
Coding region: 134-1522 (462 amino acids)
Biological process (GO): tRNA wobble position uridine thiolation
Cellular component (GO): cytosol
Molecular function (GO): tRNA binding; sulfurtransferase activity
Source: RefSeq, a predicted model, not a curated record
UGUUACGAGUAUAUGCCUUCUUCAUGCUCUCUGACUUUGUCUGACUUUGUGUUUUUCUUGUCAGAUUGGUUCAUUUCAUGCAACACGUCUAUUAAGCAUAAUUUUAUCAAUACUGGAGGUUGCACAAGGAAAGAUGUGUUCUUUAAACAAUUGCUUAUUUGAUGGUAGCGAUGAUGGUAUACCUGAAAACAGAAAAAAAGAUUUACCGUCAGAUAUGAUACUAUGCAGAAAAUGCAAACAUGAAAACGCCAAUAUUUUAUUAGUUGGUCAAAGUGGUUAUUGCAAAGCUUGUUUCUUGAAUGUUACAAACCACAAGUUUAGAGCUGCACUUGGUAAAUCUAAAAUUAUUCGCCGUGGUGACAAAAUACUGAUCAAUCACUCUGGAGAAUUAAAUUCCACUGUGCUCUUACAUCUCAUUAAAGCUGGCAUGAGUGAAUCUGCUCACAAAAGACUUAUUUUUGAGAUAGUAAUUUUGUAUGUAGAUGAUAAUAUGCAAAAAACCAAUGAAAGGGACAUGCUGCGACAUAAAAUUGCUGAGGAAACAAAAGCUUCAGGAUUUAACAGUUACGCUGUAUCAAUGAGUCAAGUUUUAAACGAAGAAGAUACUCUGGAUAUAAAACCGAUGGAUCAAGAGAUAAAUUAUGAAAAUGAUAAUCGACUGCAUGCGAUAUUGGCUAAUUUAUCGGAUAAUACCUCAAGGACGGAUUUUCUUAAUCAGUUACGUCGAAGACUACUACUAUCGGCAGCUCGCAAACUUAAUUGUAAUAAGAUAUUUGUAGCUGAUUCUGCUGCAGACAUUGCUACAAAGGUGCUUGGAGAUGUAUGCUUAGGACGAGGCGCGCAACUUUCCAUGCAAGCAAACUUUUGUGACACUCGAUGUGUCGACAUUAAGAUACUCAAACCGAUGAGAGAUUUUACACAGCCGGAAUUGGUAUAUUAUUCAAAGUACCAUAAGAUAAGUCCUGUUAAAUCAACACAAGCUAGUAUAACGGCAACUUCUAUACAGGCAUUAGCAUGCAAUUUUGCAAUGGAACUGGAAUCUCAAUUUUCUGGUACAAUAUCCACCGUAUUCCGCACAGCCGAUAAAAUAAGCCCAAGGAGCAACGUACAGCAAAGUAUAGAAGAUAAUUGUGUUCUUUGUGAUGCAAGAUUGGACUUUGUCCCUUCUGGCAAUGAAGUGACUGCCAUGAGGGCGAUCGAGGUUUCCAAAUUGGUAUCUUCUAAAUGUAGUAAUACAAUAAGUUCUAAUAAUGAAGAAAACGGAGUAUCACAUACAAAUUACCUUUUUAUGCACUCGGACAACAAUGGAUGUUGUAACGAUAAUGUCGAUUGUAAUUGUGAGAACAAUAGAAAGAGACAAGUAACUACAGAAGACAUUUGGAGGCAUCUCUGUUAUAGUUGUAGACGGAUAUUUCAAAAUUCGGAUAUUUUACACAACUUACCAUUACCAUUGUUAUUCACCGUUCAACAACGAACAGCUUUAAAAAAAAUGAGAGAGAAAAUUAAUGAUUUCUUGUUAUGA